Molecule: messenger RNA, 2103 nt
Organism: Cyanidioschyzon merolae strain 10D
Lineage: Eukaryota; Rhodophyta; Bangiophyceae; Cyanidiales; Cyanidiaceae
Exons: 1
Coding region: 1-2103 (700 amino acids)
Molecular function (GO): glycosyltransferase activity
Source: RefSeq, a predicted model, not a curated record
AUGCGCUGCGGCCGUCGUUUGAUUUUCGUGCUUCUCUCGGUACUGCUGAGUUUCUUGGGCGGCCUCCCAGUUCAAGUCCUGGUAAGCAGCACCGACCUGGACCCUUUCCAGUACGCAACGCGGGGUGAGGAGCCUGCUAACAUUUUGAGUUUGAUCUCAAGCCAAACGAUUCCGCGGGAGGACGAGGAUAUUGCUGCGCAGGAGUUCCACUCGGGAGCUUUUCUUGAGAGCUUUGACAACGAAGGCGUCGACGCCGCCGUACUUUCCCACGAGCCCGCUCGUGGAACAGCGACGAAAGCCUACGUCACUCGUAUACUGAACUGGAGGCACGAGCUGCCCGCAGCGUGCGCGCUUGCAUACUCCAUUGCUUCGGUCGUGUACGGCAUUGAGGAUAUUUCCAGAAUCAGUGCCGGUGACGUCGAGCUUGUUGCUCUUGUUGAAAGUCAGCGGCUGCCGCGAUCUGCCAGGUUCUACCUGGAAAAAUGCGGGUACCGCGUAGUGCCGGUCCAGCCGCAACUAGGCAUCCCAGAUUUCCUGCGCUUGCCGCUUGCGUCAUGGUCUCUCACCGAGUACAAGGCAGUUAUCUUUAUUGAACCCAUAAGCCUGGUUCUGAGCCCCUCCGUGCAGGAACUCUUUCACUGCGGCUGCUUCUGUGCGGCGGUUCAAACAGGAGAAUAUUUCUCUGCUGGGGUGUUUGGCUUACGUCCAAGCUUGAAAGUUCAUUCGCGAAUGCUGGAGUUCCUCCGCAGGGAUGUCAUCGGCCUGGACUGGCCCCCCGCGCAUUAUGCGGAAAAGCACCGGCAUCUUUUCACAGAAGCGAGCAGAUCACUGGGUGCUUUCUUGAACACGUACUUUCGAGACUUUUUGCGUGCGCCGUAUUUCCCUCAAAAGAUUCCAGCUGAGCACAUUGAUGAGGAUGAUAUGGAGUACGGCGAGCUCAUGCGCAGCUGCUGUGACGAUCCGAUCCUGCUGGUGUCGAGCCUGCGACUAGCGUCGGACCCCAACUCGGUUUGUGUACGGCGACUGCCGAUCGGGUACAAUGGCGACCCCGUGUUUCAUGGCGUAUUCUCCAAUACCCGUGUCAUUCGAUUCACAGUGCCACUGACGCCGUACGCCUGGUGGAGCGCAUGGGUAAUCGGUAAUAAAGCAGCAUGGCGAGCAUCGCGCCGUGCUUUAGGAAGUGUUCGCGCUCGCUUCUGGGCUGCUGGGCCGCCCUUUCUGGGGCCGCUCAUGUUAGGCAGCGGAUUGAUGGGCCUCGCUGCCGCCAUUGUGGUACUGCUUGUGAGCUGGCGAGAGGCGCGACACCCGUUUCUGGGCCACUGGCUCGCGACCGUUCUGGGUACGCUUGCCAACGUGCAGCGCAACGCUCUCAUCGAGCGCGGAGGACAAAAGCGCGAUCGCCCAUUCAGGUUUUGGAGUCGACUCAGAACCGCGAGACGCCCGUCUGCGAAAAGUACUGUAGACGCUGGCUCGUGCGACCCCGAAUCGAGCUGUCGUCUGGAGCGCGCUCCAUCAAGUCGUCGGUCGAUGUGGAUUCGGUGUAUGAACCUGCUCGUUGGAAACUUAUGUGGUUUGGUCGGUGGAUUAGUCUUGCCAGCCACAGCCUGGCUCAUGGUGCCGACGUAUCUGCCAGCACCGGUAGGAGCAGCGCUGUUCGCUAGCUUGUGUGUGGCUUUGCAACACUGCACGUUGAGUGUUCUCCGCUUUUAUUUCCAGCGUCGAUGUUUUUCGCAAACCAUACCACCACCACCACCACAGGGUGCAGCUUUCGAGGGCGCACGUCAUCACGCCAGCGAACGAGAUAGUAGCGACACCAUCAACGCCAUAGAAGAGAAGCAGAGUCGGGGCUAUCCGCGGCUGGGUGCUUCUAGCCGCCAUAGCGCUGGACUUCAGCGCAAUGCUGCACGCCCGCUUCUGCUCCCGCGGUACGUUCACAUCGCUCAUUUCAUCUGGUGGAUCGUCGCUCCGCAGAUACCGAUUCUCUUUACGAGAAACAUUCCGCGCGUGAUAACAAUUUGGGUCUCGUCUUUAUUUAUUUAUGACAUGAUCUGUUGUCUGGGUUUCGCCUUUGUACUCCAGAGCGAUGCACAAGAAAGCUGUUAA